Molecule: messenger RNA, 1093 nt
Organism: Propithecus coquereli (Coquerel's sifaka)
Lineage: Eukaryota; Metazoa; Chordata; Mammalia; Primates; Indriidae
Gene: OPN1SW
Product: opsin 1 (cone pigments), short-wave-sensitive
Exons: 5
Coding region: 1-1047 (348 amino acids)
Biological process (GO): G protein-coupled receptor signaling pathway; visual perception; phototransduction
Cellular component (GO): membrane; photoreceptor outer segment
Molecular function (GO): G protein-coupled receptor activity
Source: RefSeq, a predicted model, not a curated record
AUGCGUAAGAUGUCAGGGGAAGAGGAGUUUUAUCUGUUCAAGAAUCUCUCCUCGGUGGGGCCGUGGGAUGGGCCUCAGUACCACCUUGCCCCUGUCUGGGCCUUCUACCUCCAGGCAGCUUUCAUGGGCUUUGUCUUCUUUGCAGGGACACCACUCAAUGUCAUGGUGCUGGUGGCCACACUGCGCUACAAAAGGUUGCGACAGCCACUCAACUACAUUCUGGUCAAUCUGUCCUUUGGAGGCUUCCUCCUCAGCAUCUUCUCUGUCCUCCCCGUCUUCAUCGCCAGCUGUCGAGGAUACUUCCUCUUUGGCCGCCAUGUUUGUGCUCUGGAGGGCUUCCUGGGCUCCGCAGUAGGUCUGGUGAUAGGCUGGUCACUGGCCUUCCUGGCCUUUGAGCGCUACGUUGUCAUCUGUAAGCCCUUCGGCAACUUUCGCUUCAGCUCCAAGCAUGCACUGAUGGUGGUCCUGGCUAGCUGGACCAUUGGUAUCGGCGUCGCCAUCCCACCAUUCUUCGGCUGGAGCCGGUUCAUCCCUGAGGGUCUGCAGUGUUCCUGUGGCCCCGACUGGUACACCGUGGGCACCAAAUACCGCAGCGAGUACUAUACCUGGUUCCUCUUCAUAUUCUGCUUCAUCGUGCCUCUCUCUCUCAUCUGCUUCUCCUACUCUCAGCUGCUGCGGGCCCUGAGAGCUGCUGCAGCUCAGCAGCAGGAGUCAGCUACGACCCAGAAGGCCGAGCGCGAGGUGAGCCGCAUGGUGGUGGUGAUGGUGGGAUCCUUCUGUCUCUGCUACGUGCCCUAUGCUGCCCUGGCCAUGUACAUGGUCAACAACCGUAACCACGGGCUGGACUUACGGCUUGUCACCAUUCCUGCCUUCUUCUCCAAGAGUGCUUGUGUCUACAAUCCCAUCAUCUACUGCUUUAUGAAUAAGCAGUUCCAAGCUUGCAUCAUGGAGAUGGUAUGUGGGAAGGCCAUGACAGAUGAAUCCAACACAUCCAGCUCCCAGAAGACGGAAGUUUCUUUCUCUUCUAGCCAAGUUGGCCCCAACUGAGGACCCCAUAUUGACCUGUUUGCAGCAACUAAAAUUUUACAUUUAA